UAAAGUACAAAACUAGUAGCUCAUAGUUUCAGUGUAUCAAGUACAUCAGCAGUUUUUUCUAUUGUAUUACAGGUUACUUAAAUUUUUGUGUGAUACACUACACAAUGACAUUAGUACAAACAUCACUUUAUUACAAUAACUAAAUCAAUUCACAUACACUAUAUACCUAGCAAAUACUUACAUCCAGUCAUCAUUUAGUGUACAUUAGCAAGAAUAACAUUAACCUUCCUCUACCUGUCAUGACAUGAAUCAUAUGUGUAUACAUGUACCACACAAUAAGCUGACAACAGCCUACACAGGGUAAUCAUAUGUUUGACUGUAAGAUACAAUGAACUAGCACAUGAUAGACAAGAGGACAUGAUAGGCAAUGUGCUUAGGUGAGUACAGUGUUCUUAGAGCUAGUGAUGAUGAUGAUGAUACUCCCCCACCAGUACCAGCCUAUAAUCCUAAUGGAGGACAAGAAUACUCUGAACUGAAGAGAGAGGGAGAGAAAAAGAAUAAACAACAACAACAACAAAAAGGAGCUGGUCCACUUUAUUCAACACUUAAUCAAGACAAUGAUACUGCUCCUCCUGUCCCUCCUGCUUAUAAUCCUGAGGGAGUACAGGAAUACUCUGUAUUGAAGAGAGAGGGAGAGAAUAAGGGUCAACAGGGUCUGUCUACUGGUGCUACUGGACUAUAUUCAACCAUUAAUAAAAACACCAACAACCAGGUGUUAGUUGAUGAAUCAGAUCAUAAGCCAGUGUAUGCUGAUCUGGCUAUUGCUGCUAAAGGGAAGAGACCACAGGCAGCACCAACACAAGAACAACCAGUGGUAUAUGCAUCAGUUAACAACAAAUCUGUUCCUCCUCCCAUUCCUCCUCCAGCUGCUCCUCAUAAAGUAUUGUAUGCUGAUCUAUCAAUAGCAGGUGGUAAGAGAACAUCAAAGAAUAAACCACCCACUGAGGAAAGAGUAGUCUAUGCAGCAGUCAAUGGAGAUAGGAACUUCACUACUCAAUCAAACUACCAAUUUUUAGUCAAAAGACAAUUUUCACUUUUAAAAUUAUCAAAUCAAGAUUUAAUAAAUUUCUAAAGUUGCUCCAAGUCAAAUUGGGUCAAAAGUACAUGGUCUUAGGCACAAAUGACUGAGGGAUAUGGUAUAUGUCAUAAUCCUACCUCUUGUCUCAUAGCAGUAAGGAAUCCUUGAGGAUUAAA
Messenger RNA from Amphimedon queenslandica, 1194 nucleotides. RefSeq lists its product as uncharacterized. The transcript has 8 exons. Lineage: Eukaryota; Metazoa; Porifera; Demospongiae; Haplosclerida; Niphatidae. The record is from RefSeq and is a predicted model, not a curated record. Bases 368 to 1072 code for a protein of 234 amino acids.